Messenger RNA from Molossus molossus (Pallas's mastiff bat), 1011 nucleotides. RefSeq names its product leukocyte immunoglobulin-like receptor subfamily A member 5. Gene Ontology annotation, biological process: cytokine-mediated signaling pathway. The transcript is spliced from 8 exons. NCBI's taxonomy places the organism in Eukaryota, Metazoa, Chordata, Mammalia, Chiroptera, Molossidae. The record is from RefSeq and is a predicted model, not a curated record. The coding region runs from base 1 to 1011 and encodes 336 amino acids. Gene Ontology annotation, molecular function: inhibitory MHC class I receptor activity.
AUGACGUUCCUCCUCCCGGCUCUUCUCUGCCUUGGGCUGAGUCUGGACCAGAGGAUGCAUUUGCAAGCAGGGACCCUCCCCAAACCCACCAUCUGUGCUGAGCCAGGCUCUAUGGUGCCCCCAGGGAGCUCUGUGACCCUCUGGUGUUGGGGGACCACAAAGGCCCAGGAGUACUGUCUGUAUAGAGAUGACAUGUCUACGUGCUCGGACAGACAGGAACCACUGGAGCCUGGCGACAGAGCCAAGUUCUUCUUAAAGAGAAGUUAUGCAGGGAAAUAUUCCUGUGCCUACCUCAGCCCCUCUGGCUGGUCAGAGCGCAGUGACACCCUGGAGCUGGUGCUGACAGGAAUCUACAAAAAGCCCAGCCUCUCAGCCCUGCCCAGCCCUGUCGUGCCCUUAGGAGGGAACGUGACCCUCCAGUGUGCCUCAGGGCAGGGAUUUGACAGGUUCAUUCUGACUAAGGAAGGAGAACACAGGCUCUACUGGACUCUGGACUCAGAGAAAAAUUCCAAUGGGCUGUUCCAGGCCCUGUUCACUGUGGGCCCCAUGAACUCCAGCCUCAACGGGACACUCAGAUGCUAUGGGUUUUAUAAGAAGAACCCCCAGCAGUGGUCUGACUCAAGUGACCCCCUGGAUCUACAGUUCUCAGGACUCCCCAUGGGCACCAGCCCACCACUCACAGAGCCCAUCGCUACAGCUGGUCUCACAUGGUACGAGUACGUCCUGAUCGGGGUCUUGGUGGCCUUCAUCUUGCUGCUCUUCUUCUUCCUCUUCCUUCGAUACAGGUGUCAGGGCAAAGGCAGGAUGUCAGAUUCUGCCCUGAAGGACCCACAGCCGGGGGAGACUAUGGAGCUGGACUCUGGGGCUGUUGUAUCUGACACCCCCAAGGACGUGGCCUAUGCCCACCUGAACCUCUGGGCUCUCAGACAGGAGACCAGUGCACCCCCUUUCUCCCUGUCAGAGGAUCCCCCAGAUGAACCCAGCAUGUAUGCUCCUCUGGCCAUCCACUAG